Molecule: messenger RNA, 2241 nt
Organism: Aspergillus niger
Lineage: Eukaryota; Fungi; Ascomycota; Eurotiomycetes; Eurotiales; Aspergillaceae
Exons: 8
Coding region: 1-2241 (746 amino acids)
Source: RefSeq, a predicted model, not a curated record
AUGACAUAUUCGGGCCUCCCUCGGAGGAAACAUGCUCCAGGAGAUGACAACUCCGGCCGCAAGUCCUACCUGUACUAUGCGCAGCGGCGAAAGCUGCACCUGGAAAGCGGGCCAACGCUACCGAAAUACUCGCCAAAUACCAAUGUUUCUGCGGCAUCAGUGAGAGGGAAAUGGGUGAGAUUCUGCACCGAGGCAUGCCUGGACCCGGACGAUCUCCUAAAAAACAUGACUUCAGCAGACGUCAAAUCCUGGUUCGACUGGAUCGAAAAGAACUUCAAAGGGUCUAUCAAAGCCCACAGCGCGCUUGCCAACUACUGGAGAACUUUGAAGAGGCUAUACUCUUUGAAAAACUGCCGGGAGAUGGAUGCAGAUAUGAAGAGAGAUUGCCUCAACUAUAUGAAUGUUGUCAGUUCGAGAAUGGCUUUGCGUAAGCACCCACUGCCAAAGCCGACGGGCCAGUCGGAGGAUCUUUUGCAGUAUCUUGUGUCCCAUCUUGUGGAUUGUGAUUCGGUGUUCGCGGACGAAAAGCAGCGUCUCUACGCCCUCUCGGGGCUCAAUCUGUCCUGUAUCUCUGCCAGUCGAGCUGUAUCUUUUUUUGACACGAGACACCGCCUUCAAUUUCAGGCGGACGGCACUUUGGUACCACCUAUAGACACGUCAGCUAAGGUUAGAACGCCUUUGUCUUCCAUCGAGGAGCCCCUGUGUGAUCCAAGCACCAAAAUCAACUUGCAAAACGACGAUCAUGCGGAAGGAGGCUCGACAUCCGAGACGAGCUCGUAUUCUGACUCGGAAGUGGAUACGGCGAGCGACAGCGAUCACCAGUCGGACUGUUCCAGUGUCACAGAUGACGGGAAGAGAUACGUUAUCAAGCACGAGGAUAAUUUGAUAUUCGAUGUGCUAUCACAGCUUCUAGCGCUGGCAAUACAUGAUGAUAUCUUCGAGGCUACUAUUCAAGAUGUGUCCCAUAUAUACACAGUACCAAUUCCUGAUCAUCGAAAGGGCAUCCAACUGAAAAUAAAGAGAGAAAAGCUGAAUAUAUCAGUCUUCCGUGAGCCUGAACGUACUCCCCAGGACUACAGGACAUCUGAUUCAUGCCCUCUGAAGUCCAAGACCUGGAGCCGAUAUGUCAAACGGAUUGGAGUGCGAAGUGGCCAGGAACAUAACCUUACACAGAAGGUGUUCCGGCGCGGUGCAAUUAAUGCCAUUAAUAACAGCGCUCCAUCCUCGAUCCGUGAUCAAGUCGCGGAUCACGAAUCUAAUGCCGUGAAAUACUACCUCAAUGAGAUAGUCGAUUUUGAUACAGCGGCAGCGUUUCACAAACGCCCAUCGAACAAGGUCGUUCAACGUGAGCUGAGAUCAGCGACCUUGCUGGCAGAUAAAACCGCACCUAUUGGAUUGACGGCUACCCAGGCUAAAAAAAUCACUACAGACCCAGAGGUCCGUCGUCUUCGAAGAGUCUGUCGCGCAUUGACUGCGGAAAUUCGCAGCCAGGGCUAUAAACGUGUGAAGAAUACCGCAGGCACCGAGAUUGACACGGCUAUUUUUAACCAACAAUACGAGCUCGAUCGGACCUCUCCUGAGGCUAAACUACAGUCUCAUAUGGCCCGGACCUACCAAAUCCUCGAGCGCAAGGAGCUCGUUGAUCUGCUCUGCUAUUCAACUCCUACCAAAACAGACGAAGAAGCUCAUCUUCGACGGUUAAGAUACAUCCGCCUUAUGAUCCGAUGGCAAGACCGGAAGGAGAGCCCUCGGCGGGGUAAGCAGUCAGUGACCAUACCAAAGCCCCAGGCAGCGAAUCCUUCAUCUGCCUGUGUCGUCGAAAAUUUCAACCCACUGCAAUGUCCAUUCUGCCUUUCGGACACGCGCCUCUCACCUGCUGACCGCACGAAGCGAAAGAGCAAAACAAACAAGCUCUGGGACCACGUGGAAAGGAUUCAUGAGCAAGAGCUUGCAGCAUUUGACUCAGGAUUUCGCAAAUGCGGACUAUACUUUAGCAAUUUAAGAAUAAAGCUCUUGACCACAACAUGGCAGUAUACUAUUGAUGCGAUAGAUGACGUUGAGAAGGAGACUUUCAUCGCUUCUUGUGAGUUUGGUUACAAGAGGAGUUAUACUACGCCCUACCAGAAAGGUAACGGAAUUAACAAUCACUCUGGUAUAGAUGGGACCUGGAUCAGAGCCGGAACCGGAGCCGGACCUGGAAGCAUUAGAACCAGAACCAGAGAGCCGCAACACCCUCUAUAA